AUGCUGCGCCGGGUCGUCGUGUUUGGCACGGGCGACAGUGGCCGGCUGGGGCUGGGCCUCCCCUUGGCCAGCAUCUUCUUCCCCCGUGUGCUGGCGGGCCCCUGGGAGGGGGACGUCAAGGCCGUGGCGGCUGGCGGCGCCCACUCCCUGGUCUGCGCCGCCGACGGCUCGGUCUACUCCUGCGGCCUGAACGACCGGGGUCAGCUGGGGCACACGCCUCGGUCUCCCCAGGUCCCCACCCCCGCCGAGGUGCUCCUGCCGGAGCCCGCCACUGCGGUGGCGGCCGGCCACUCGCACAGCCUGGCCCUGACCGAGGACGGCAGGGUGUGGGCGUGGGGGGACGGCACGCGGGGGGCCCUGGGUCUGGGCCGCGACUGCCCCCCCGUGUCCCCGCCUCGCCUCGUCAAGCACCUCCAGGGCGAGUGCGCGGGCACGCGCGUCCAGGGCAUCGCCUGCGGCCAGCACCACAGCAUGGCCCUCAGCGCCUCGGGCGAGGUGUUCACCUGGGGCGCAGACGCGCAGGGCUGCCUGGGCCACGGCGGCGGCUGGUUCUCCGGGGGCGGGACGGAGUGGCGCCCGCGCGUGCUGCGCACGCUGAGCACGCACGACGUGCGCUCCGUGUCGGCCGGGUACGCCCACUCCGGUGCCGUGACGGCGGGCGGCGAGGCCUUCCUCUGGGGCGACCCGGACUUUGUCCCCGGCGUCAGCAGGGCCAGGGUCUCCAAGGUCGACACGCCGCGCUUGGUCCCCCUACGCCACGCUGCUGAGCUGGCAUGUGGCGGCUCCUUGACCCUGGGCCGCGACGGCGCGGGGCACCUGUACUCCUGGGGCCCCGGCUUGCCUGGGCUGGGCAGGUCUGGCGCCUCGGGCCCCUCCCGGCCCCUGCCGGGCAUCCACGCCGUGCGCAUGGCUUCCGGCUGGCAGCACUGCGCCGCCAUCGACCACCGCGGCCACCUCUGGACCUGGGGCUGGGGCGGCAGCCAAGGCACGGCCUACAGCUGGCAGGAGGAGGGGGCGGCGGACGGCGGGCAGCUGGGGCAUGGGCCCGACUGCGGCGACAGGGAGCGGCCCUGGCCGGUGGAAUUCGUGUUUGAUGGGGGCAGGCGGCUGAGCCAGCAUGCCUGGAAGGCGGAGGCGGUGUCCUGCGGCUUCAACCACACCAUGGCCAUCGUGGCCUUCUGA
This is a messenger RNA of Auxenochlorella protothecoides, 1182 nucleotides long. RefSeq names its product putative E3 ubiquitin-protein ligase HERC3. Bases 1 to 1182 code for a protein of 393 amino acids. The record is from RefSeq and is a predicted model, not a curated record. Lineage: Eukaryota; Viridiplantae; Chlorophyta; Trebouxiophyceae; Chlorellales; Chlorellaceae. The transcript has 4 exons.